Messenger RNA from Euleptes europaea (tarantolino), 1563 nucleotides. It is a transcript of the gene IDS, whose product is annotated as iduronate 2-sulfatase. The record is from RefSeq and is a predicted model, not a curated record. Gene Ontology annotation, molecular function: iduronate-2-sulfatase activity. The transcript has 8 exons. NCBI's taxonomy places the organism in Eukaryota, Metazoa, Chordata, Lepidosauria, Squamata, Sphaerodactylidae. Bases 2 to 1561 code for a protein of 519 amino acids.
CAUGAAUGUGCUCUUCAUUGUUUCUGAUGACCUGCGUCCUGUUUUGGGCUGUUACGGAGACCUUGUCGUGAAAUCUCCAAACAUUGACCAGCUGGCCUCGCAAAGUGUUGUGUUCCAAAAUGCUUUUGCCCAACAAGCUGUAUGCGCACCCAGCAGAGUAUCAUUUCUCACUGGGCGCAGGCCAGACACCACCAGACUCUACGACUUUCAUUCGUACUGGCGGGUACACGCAGGCAAUUACUCUACGCUGCCCCAGUACUUCAAGGAGAAUGGUUACAUAACCAUGUCUGUAGGGAAAGUGUUUCACCCUGGGGUUUCAUCAAAUCGUAGUGACGACUAUCCGUACAGUUGGUCCGUUCCUCCUUUUCAUCCCUCCUCUGAAAAAUAUGAAAACACGAAAGUUUGCAAAGGGAAAGAUGGGCAACUUCACGCCAACCUUCUGUGCCCCGUGGAUGUUGCUGAGAUGCCUGAGGGUACCUUGCCAGAUAUCCAGAGCACUGGGGAAGCGAUCCGUUUAUUGAAGAUGGUGAAAGAAAACAACAGCAAAUUCUUUCUUGCCGUUGGGUAUCACAAACCACACAUCCCAUUCAGGUACCCUCAGGAAUUUCUCAAAUUGUACCCCCUGGAAAACAUCACCCUAGCCCCAGAUCCUGAUGUUCCUAAAGGAUUACCUUCUGUGGCAUACAAUCCCUGGAUGGACAUCAGACGUAGGGAUGAUGUUCAAGUGCUGAAUAUCAGCUUCCCUUAUGGGCUAGUUCCCGAAGACUUCCAGCGGCAGAUUCGUCAGAACUAUUUUGCAUCUGUCUCUUACUUGGAUGAGCAAGUUGGGAAGCUAUUGACCGCCUUGGAUGACGUGGGGCUCUCCAACAACACAAUUGUCGCGUUCACCGCAGACCACGGGUGGUCACUGGGCGAGCAUGGCGAAUGGGCCAAAUACAGCAACUUUGAUAUUGCAACUCGGGUCCCACUGAUGUUCUGUGUGCCUGGAAUGACAUCUCCUGUCUCUUACCCAGGAAACAGACGCUUCCCUUUUAUUGACCUCUUUGCCCAGGUUUCGAAACCUCUACCCCAAGGCAAACCCAAAGAAAUGGUCGAGUUGGUGUCUCUCUUCCCGACACUUGCUGAGCUUGCCGGAUUAAGAGUUCCCCCUCCUUGCCCUACGGCUUCGUUUCACGUCUCUCUGUGCACUGAGGGGCAAAGCAUGGUGCGGUAUUUCCCGAUCGCCAAGGGAGGGCAUGGAAGUGGCGGCAAUGAAGGCGAGCUCCACCGGCCACCGAUUGCUUUCAGCCAGUAUCCGCGUCCUUCCGAUACGCCUCAGAUGAACUCCGAUUUGCCGCUCCUUAAAGACAUAAGAGUGAUGGGCUAUUCCAUGCGCACUGCGACCUACAGGUGCACCCUAUGGCUGGGGUUCAAUCCCAGCAACUUUUCUGUGGACUGGCAUGACAUUCAUGCAGGAGAGCUGUAUUUUGCAGAAAGCGACCCUAACCAAGACCAUAAUAUGUAUCAAAGCGAGGGACACAGUCAUUUUGCCAAAAAGCUUUGCAGGAUUUUGGAGCACUGAGA